Molecule: messenger RNA, 1076 nt
Organism: Metopolophium dirhodum (rose-grain aphid)
Lineage: Eukaryota; Metazoa; Arthropoda; Insecta; Hemiptera; Aphididae
Product: 14 kDa phosphohistidine phosphatase
Exons: 5
Coding region: 126-617 (163 amino acids)
Biological process (GO): peptidyl-histidine dephosphorylation
Cellular component (GO): cytosol
Molecular function (GO): protein histidine phosphatase activity
Source: RefSeq, a predicted model, not a curated record
GUUACUGACUACUCGUAUACUCGACGUGUGUUGAUGUUAUUGUUAGUAUUUACCAUUUACUUAUUUAGUACCUACUCAGUAAUUGUGUCCUUCGUUAAACCGUUGUUUGUUGAGUUCAAAAGUUGAUGAUUUUUAAAAGAUUAACAACAUUUUCAAGACCACGUUUUGUUAAGUUAAUCAUUCGCACAAUGUCUUCUUCAGCAUUAGAGAAAAUUCCAGACGUAGAUAUUGAUGACAAAGGCCGUUAUAAAUACAUUUUGAUUAAGGUUACAGAUCAAAAUGAUUCUUCUAACCUAUCAAAAUAUGUUGUACGGGGUGGUCAAAGAUUUGACUUCCAUGCUGACGUCUAUGAUAAUUUCAAAAAAUGCGUGAAACCAGACGAACUAAAUGUCACGACUAGAAUUCUGGGAGGUGGCUGGUUGGAACACGGCGAAAAAUCCAUUCUCGUCGAAGGCGCAUCUGUUCCUGCAGGAGAAAAUCCUCAUGUCCGAUCCCGUGCAACGAAUCUACUAGUUCGACAAAUUAUUCAAUACGGGCCGGCCGAUCAUUCCAUUACAGCAAAUAUUUUGAAGAAAGCUUUUCCGGAUUUCGAAAUAUCAUGCAACAACACGUCAUGAAAAUUAAACUAAAAUCAUGACAUUAUUAUAAUAUAUUUUAUAUUAAUUAAUCAUGUCAUUUUCGUAUACCUAUUACAAUAAUAAAUAAUAAAAGUAAAAAAAUAAUGUCUUUCGGUUUGUCAACAAUACUUGGCCAAGAAUGAGUUCGUCCAACUGCGUAAACUUAAGUUCAAUAUAACAAAUACAUUUUUUAAAAAAAUAUCAAGUUUACCUUUUUUUAAUGGAACACAUAUAGUUAUGGAGCGGAGGGGGUUUGUGGCGGAAAGCUUAAAGUAGAAUAGUGUACAAAAAAAAUAUCCCUCAUUUUUUUCCAUUCCACAUUGUAAUCUUUUACAAGCUUUUCGAUUAUGUCUUAAAACAGCAUCAUCCUCGUUCAAGUUACAUAUACAAUAUAUAUCUUAUUCGUGUCGGUAUUUAUAAUUUCAAUAAACAGUAUUAACUUGUUUUGUGAACAUUUUA